UUCUACAUUUAUCACAUGACACGUCGCACUCUGAUUUCCACUGGUUACCUUCGCUUUGUGCUUAUAACUGUAAUUAAUUUCGCAAUAUAUGUCUCUAAAACUAAAUGUACCUGUCAGGUCGGAACUUUAUUCCGUUACACUCUGUUUCCAGAGGAAUAUUUAAAAGACGGACGAUUCCAGCCAGCGUGUGAUUUUUUUCUUUUGUCACAGUUCUCAGUUAAGUUUACCGGUAAUAACGCGGCAUAUAAAAUACGGGCAAACUAUAUAGUUUGUUUGUGGUUUGUAGUAAUUCAAACGGACUUGUCGCCCUGAAAUUAUUCCGCGAGCUCCUGCCGUGCGCGCUCCGUUAUGAGUGACGUGUAACUGAAAUGUUCUAAUCAGACACAAGCAUGAAAUAGAUUAAUUAUUGCGCUUUAGGGUCGAUAGAGUGAUUAGCGUCGCACCUAUUAUCCAAGAGAGCGUUCAAGCAGACAACUAAGAAGAAUGUGGUUUAAAGUGGCAGAGCAUUUAUGAUGGAAAGGGACAAAAGACACUAUUGCAAACGAGAAAUUUGGUUUUAACAUGUAGACGUCGUCGUUUUAAGCCUAAGGCUGUUUCAACGAAGUAACGUAUAUGUGAAGAUAUUACGAUCUGCUUGCCUAGUUCAGAGCACAAAGAUGAUGUACUCUUCACGGAGAAAACCUGUGCUGUAUUUCAAAGAUGAUAGAAGAAGUGAAAGUCAAAGGGUGCGGGAUCAUGGAGCGGUUCAUUUUCUGUCGAGGAAAUGCACCGUCUGGAAGCUCUUCGGCUUGUGCAUGGUGUUUGUUUUUGGGUCCCUUCUUUGGGUGCAGCUGACUUGUUCAGGAGACAUGAACCAGACUGUUGGAUACAGCCACCUCCCUCAUCAGCCCUGUCCCAUAGAGAGACAGUCCUCCUCUGUUGAUGACCCCUCCUGGGGUCCUCACAAAAUGGCCGUCAUCGUGCCAUUCAGAGAGCGCUUUGAAGAGCUGCUUGUAUUUGUCCCUUACAUGCACGCUUUCCUCAACAAAAAGAAAAUACGACAUAAAAUAUUUAUUCUAAACCAAGUGGAUCGCUUUCGGUUCAAUCGUGCCUCUCUUAUUAAUGUUGGCUACAUGGAAAGUGGUAAUGACACGGACUACAUUGCAAUGCAUGAUGUGGACUUGUUGCCCCAAAAUGAGGAUCUGGACUAUGGAUUCCCAGAGGAAGGGCCCUUCCAUGUGGCCUCACCAGAGCUCCAUCCCUUAUAUCAUUAUAAGACGUAUGUGGGAGGGAUCCUGCUGCUUACCAAGAAACAUUAUCAGAUGUGCAAUGGGAUGUCAAACCGCUUCUGGGGAUGGGGAAGAGAAGAUGACGAGUUUUUCAGAAGACUGAAAACGGCUAAACUUGAGCUUUUUAGGCCAACUGGUAUUACUACAGGAACUAAAACAUUUAGACACAUCCAUGAUCCAGCCUGGAGGAAGAGAGACCAGAAGCGGAUCGCUGCACAAAAGCAGGAGCAGUUUAAGGUGGACCCCGAGGGUGGCCUCACUAACCUCCGCUACAAGGUGGAAUCCCGAAAGGAAGUGACCAUCAGUGGAGCUCCAUGUACUGUCAUCAGCACCUAUCUCGAGUGUGACCUCAGCCAGACCCCAUGGUGCCAGUCCAGCUAACAUGCUUGAGCAGGACCUGUAACACCAGAAUGAUACGUAUUCUCCUUCUGUGGUGGCAGAAAAGCUUUCGCAGAUUAUUAGUGCCAGUCACACCGUGAUCGUCUAACCAAUAGGACUUGAAUACGUGACUGUGGGGAAAACUUUUCUCUGAGUUUUAUUUUUAUAGGACAGUGUUGUGGACUUCAUCCAUGAUGAAGUGCUGCCUCAUUUUUGAAUUGAUCUAUGGACCAAUGUCAGGUACUGCACUGAGUUUGCAUCAUCAACUUUGCAAAUACGAGCAUCCAAAUGUCAGAUUUUUAAUGAGUUUUAUAAUAUUUUACUUGUAGCAGUGGCCUGUUUUGGACUGUUUCUCCUAGUGCAAUUGUGAGUAUUUUCUCAGCCCUGUCUUGACAAAAUUGUUUCUUUUUGCUUGAAUUCAAAGUCAUGUCUUGAAUAGGACAAUAUUCUAUAUAUAUGAAGUGGGUUUUAAGGGUACUUUGUAUUUGCACAUUAUUCAGUAUUUAUAUAAAAACAAAUGUUUCCUAAUUUCAAGUCUUUUUACUUUCCCUCCCAUGUUUCAGAAUGCAUGGAAUGCUCUUACAACUUAGACUCACAAGAUUGUGUAGAGACUGGAGGCAUGAAGCUAUAUCCAAAAAACGGCUUUCAGUGCAAAGGUUAAUAAAAUGCAGACACCACAUACUUGUUUUUAUUGGCAAUGCCUGAACACAAACUGUGAAAUGAGUACUGUCGAACUAAGAUGCUUUAUUGUGCCUGUGGCAACAAACUGCAACGCAACUGCACAGAACAUGUUUGCCAAAAAAAUAAAGAAAAUAUGACUCUA
Molecule: messenger RNA, 2469 nt
Organism: Megalobrama amblycephala (Wuchang bream)
Lineage: Eukaryota; Metazoa; Chordata; Actinopteri; Cypriniformes; Xenocyprididae
Gene: b4galt7
Product: xylosylprotein beta 1,4-galactosyltransferase, polypeptide 7 (galactosyltransferase I)
Exons: 7
Coding region: 657-1649 (330 amino acids)
Biological process (GO): proteoglycan biosynthetic process; carbohydrate metabolic process
Molecular function (GO): xylosylprotein 4-beta-galactosyltransferase activity
Source: RefSeq, a predicted model, not a curated record